UUCCUGUUCUCUUACAUAUGCAUCGUCGGCUGGGCCUAAAAGACAUUCUGUACAUUUAUGUUCUCACGUUAUAAAUGCGGAAUUCUAGCAUCCACCAGUCAGGUUGUAAACAGGAAAUUGCGACAGGAUCGCGUGGCAACGGUGCGUCGGAAAUCUAGAAGGCAUAUGGCUCCAAGCGACGCAGACAUCUGGGUUGUGGAUGAAGGAUGUCGUCGUCAUAACGGGGGGCCAAGGUGGCCUAGGAGGAGGCGAUUGCGGUCGUGGCUCAGCUCGGCGAUUAAAGUAGGGCCAGUCGAGAAGAUAGCAGAAUUCCUCAAAGCUGCAUGCUGGCUUACAUUUGACCCACACACUCCAGUCCAGCCAAGUGAUCAGUGCACGACUUCUUUGAUACAUGUCAUCCAAACCGGCAACGACGCCGUCUGCCCAAAGGCCGACGACCACCCGGCAGAUCUCGUGGUUUACUUCCUCCGCCGAGUCGAGCAACAGUCGCUCGGCCGCCGUCAGUGAGCCGUACACGCGGGCGCUGUUUCGCAUGUAGGAUGUGUGCGAGGUGGCACAGAAUUCAAAGAUGGGAGACGCCCAUGCUUUGGAUGCAUCCACUCUGCUGCCGGUUUCGCCGAAUGUAUUAGAUACGGGGCCAGCAUAACAUUGAAGAGUCCCGUAGCACGCUUUGCAGUCGCAAGGGCACCCCUAGU
Messenger RNA from Mycena citricolor, 695 nucleotides. Lineage: Eukaryota; Fungi; Basidiomycota; Agaricomycetes; Agaricales; Mycenaceae. The record is from the annotation of a GenBank genome assembly.